GUCACUGCCGGUACUCCAUCUAAUCCCCGGGCUCUUUGGCUAGUAAGCGCUGGGAGACCUUCCUGAGUUACCUGAGUUCGUGUCUUCCGUAGCUGGGCCUGUUGCUGCUGGCGUUCUUACGGUUUACGGAGAAAUCAUGCCCAAGUUCAAGCAACGAAGAAGAAAGCUAAAAGCCAAAGCAAAAAGAUUAUUCAAAAAAAAAGAAGCCUGUCAUUCUCAGUCCAAGCUAAUUACACCUCCCCCUCCACCACCCUCACCAGAAAGAGUAGUUAUUCCUUCAACAGAUACACCCCUUAGCAAAAGCUGGCUAAGAGCAUCCUGGAACUUCAAAUGUCCCAAUAUCAAAGAUGCAGUAAAACUUUGGACAAAUAGAGUGUGGUCUAUAUACAACUGGUGCCAGAACUGCAUGAGCCAGAGUUUAGAAGUAUUGAAAGAUACCAUCUUUCCAUCCCAUUUCUGCCACCGGGAAAUUCACAAUCUAAAACAACGGUUUCGCACUUUGGAAAGCGAAUUAUGCAAGCUCCAAGAAGCAUUGAAGACGGUCUCAGAAAAUUCUUUCUGUCCAAGCUGCGGUCAAACAUGUCACAUGAGUGGUAAACUUACAGAUGUGCCUGUGUGUGCUCUAAACACCCCUGGAGAAUCUGGAGCUGAAUUUCCUCCCACACUGCCACAGCCAGUCAUUCAUCUUCCUCCUCCACCUCCGCCUCCACCCCCUCCACCGCCUCCUCUGCCUCUGCCUCCACCGCCGAUAGCGCCUUUGCUGCUCAGAAAAUCCAAUCUCACUAAAGAACUUCAGGUUGGACCGUUAAAAAAAGAUGGACCUAUGCAGAUAACAGUUAAAGAUCUGCUGACUGUGAAAUUAAAAAAGACACAGAGUUUUGAUGAAAAGAGGAAGCAUGUACCAUCACCAAAGGCUCGGAAUCCACUAGUUACUGUCUCUGACCUGAAGCAUGUUACCCUGAAACCAAGCUCCAAAGUGUUAACUCAAGUGACAAAUGUCUUCAUUACUCCUGGUAAAAGCCAGAUAGAUCUACGGAAACUACUUAGAAAAGUCGAUGUAGAGAGGAGUCCAGGUGGAACCCCACUUACCAACAAAGAAAAUAUGGAAACAGGAACUGGGCUGACCCCAGUAAUGACCCGGGCUUUGAGGAGAAAGUUUGAGCUGGCUCACCCUAGAAGCCCAACUCAAACUCUGCCGCUUUCUACAAGCAGCUUUGAUGAACAAAACUGAUGCCAACUCUGCCAGACUCCUUGUGAUGAUCCACAAAAUGUACAGAUAAAAUCACUCUAAUAUUCUUUUUUCAAUAUAGUAGGGUAUGUAUAAAUAAUUGUGCUAAAAUAUAAUUCCAUUUGAAGAAUUAAAGUAUGUAUGGAGCCCAUUUAUACCAUGGUAUAAAGUGGGUAUUUGGAUAUUUUCUAGUUUGCGUGUUCAGUAAGAGAACAGAUGGGAAAAUGCAAUCUCCAAAGUGAUUUUAUCCUGAAAUUACCCAGUUUAGGUUAGAGAAGUUGUUCAAAUUUAGCUAGAUAACUGUAGCUUGUACUCUAUAGGUGCAGUUGUGACUUUAAGAAAAUAACCUGGUUCUUGUUCAUCUUGAGAAUUCUUGGGUAAUUGAAAAGAAAAGUAUUUUGGCCUGUAAAGUUCAUGCAUCAUAAGUGCUACGAACUUAAUGAAUAAAAAAGACCCUCUAAUUUGAUUUCUAUUUGCUAUAAACAGUUAGGAUGUUAGACCAUCCCCCAUCCAAACCCAACUAUUUUCUGAAAGGAUUUGAAGCCAAAGGUCCGACGUGACCCUAAAAAUUAGAAUGUAUCAUUUCUAGCAUCUUAGGUAUGUAGUUAGAUCUGGCUCACUUAAGUCUGAGAUAUUCCUUACUUUUAUAUCUGCUAUCCACAUUCAUGACGCUAAAUAUAAAUUUCGUGAAGACCUCAACACGAACUUGUUUUUUCCACAGUGCCCUGCCAAGGAUUCUCUGAGGUCCAUAGUGGGUUCUCUGUGAGACCUGAUUCCUUGUCCUCAACAACUUGUUCAUUCAAUAAUAGUAAUAAUGCACACCUUAUUGGAUUUUUUUCUUUCCAGCCAGGCUAGAGUUGCCAGAUUUAGUAAAUAUAAAUACAUGACACCCAAUCAAAUUUGAAUUUCAGAUAAACAACAAACAACUUCUCAGUAUACAUAUGUCUCAUUAAACAACGAAUAAUUUUUUUAAUAUAAGUAGGUCCCAAAUAUUGCAUGGGACAUAUUUAUGCUAAAAAAGUAUUCAUUGUUUACCUGAAAUUCAAAUUUUAUCUCAGCAUCCUAUAUUUUACGUAGGCAGCCCUAUCAGUCAGUCCCCUACAAAGUUGCCCAGGAUUUCAGGGAGCCCCAAGUUUGCCAGACAUGUCCACUUGGCAGAGGAUACUAAUAUAGCUUCAGCCAGGAUCCCCGUCAUUAGCGUGCUAAGUAUCAUAGAGGAAGGGGAACUCUCAUUAGGGCGAGUGUGACUGAAGGUGCAGGAUUAGCUUCGAUGCUGAAAACUUCCGCUGCAGUUCCAAGAAUAAGGAUAGAAGGUCCUCAUGGAUAGGAAACAAAGAGUUUCAGAUCUUCACUGCACUUUCUAGCCUGACUGGAAGUAGAUACCCAGAUGAUAUCCUUGAAAUAUUCUCUGAUUAGUUUAGGCUAAAAAGAUAUUUCAUCAAUUUCCCAGAAAUGCCUAUAUUUCCACAGAUAAAUAUAGCUUUGAGAUGCUAAAUACAGGGUUGUGGAAAGUCACCAGACUGGAAAGCAGACCCUGUUUUGUUCUUAUGAGACCCAUAUUUAUGUUUACAACACAUUUAUAGAUGAAAAUUAAAUAGAUAAUGAAGUUAAGAAACAUUUCUUCUGGUAAACUUUUCUUUUAAACCUGCUAGCUACAUUUAUAUUAUGUAAGAAUAAAGGGAAUGAUCACUGAGAAUAAAGCAAUUGAGUAUUGUAUCAGAAUGUUUUAUGCUGCACUUCUAAUGUUUAUAAUAUUAAUAAACCACCAUGUACUAUAUCAAUUUAAUUUAAAUGAUUUGAUCAUUCUUGUGGGAUAAAGGUUCAUUUAAAAAAAUGUUAUAGAAAUCCUAUAAAUAUCUGUAAAGCUGCUACUGCCAUUGUACCAGUAUUA
Molecule: messenger RNA, 3119 nt
Organism: Equus quagga
Lineage: Eukaryota; Metazoa; Chordata; Mammalia; Perissodactyla; Equidae
Gene: PRR11
Product: proline rich 11
Exons: 10
Coding region: 137-1231 (364 amino acids)
Cellular component (GO): nucleus; cytoplasm
Source: RefSeq, a predicted model, not a curated record